Messenger RNA from Carassius auratus (goldfish), 3328 nucleotides. RefSeq lists its product as uncharacterized. Gene Ontology annotation, biological process: DNA integration. Gene Ontology annotation, molecular function: nucleic acid binding. NCBI's taxonomy places the organism in Eukaryota, Metazoa, Chordata, Actinopteri, Cypriniformes, Cyprinidae. The transcript is spliced from 2 exons. The coding region runs from base 168 to 2930 and encodes 920 amino acids. The record is from RefSeq and is a predicted model, not a curated record.
UGCAGCAUAAUGGGAAGAACAGGGUGGUUUUUAACUGUUCAUUCUCAUAUCAAGGACACAACCUGAACGAGCUACUGUUACCUGGACCAACACUUGGUCCAUCUCUCCUGGCAGUCCUUCUGCGUUUCCGGGAGCACUCUGUUGCCAUCAGUAGUGACAUCCGCGGCAUGUUCCAUCAGGUACGCCUCUUGCCACAAGAUAAACCUCUGUUGAGAUACAUCUGGAGAGACAUGCAAAGAGACAGAACCCCAGAUGUAUAUGAAUGGCAGGUACUGCCUUUCGGGACCACUUGCAGUCCGUGUUGUGCAUCGUUUGCUUUACAGAAGCAUGUUCUAGAUCACAGCCAGCCUGGAGAGGACACACAAGUUUCAGUGGAGAAGUCAUUCUAUGUGGACAAUUGCCUCCAGAGCUUCGCCUCCCGUGACAUGGCCAAGAAUCUGGUAGACAAACUCUGUAACCUUCUAGCAUCUGGUGGCUUUGAGUUACGACAGUGGGCAAGCAAUGACCCUUCAGUUAUCAGCCAUCUGCCAGCUGACAUUCAGUCACCGAGUAGCAUCCUCUGGCUCAGCGAAGGCCACCAAGAAGCUCAGGAAUCAACACUUGGCCUGCACUGGAAUUGCCAAUCAGAUACCCUCUCUUACAAACGACGCAAACCAGACAAUGAAGUGCCCACAAUGCGAAGCAUCUACCAGAUCCUUGCCAGCCAGUAUGAUCCCCUUGGCUAUAUUGUACCCUUCACCACUCGAGCCAAGGUGAUAGUGCAGAGGUUGUGGGACAAACAAAGGGAGUGGGAUGACCCCAGGCUGCCAGAGGACCUAUUAGACUCUUGGAAACACUGGGAGAGUGAAUUGGAAGAUCUGCAGAAUAUCAGUUUGCCCAGAUGUUACUGCAGCAAGGAACUAGACUGCUCUAGUAGCAUUAGGCAACUUCACAUAUUUUGUGAUGCCUCAGAGAAGGCGUAUGGAUCUGUGGCAUACUUAAGAACAGAGAACCCUCAAGGUAAAGUGGAGGUGGCCUUUGUAACAGCUAGGUCUCGUGUUGCUCCCAAGAAACAGCAGAGCAUCCCUCGUCUUGAGCUGUGUGCAGCACUCACAGGUGCACAGCUUGCUAAAGUCCUGAAGGCAGAGCUAACGUUACCACUCAGUAGUGUCACACUGUGGUCUGAUUCCACCACAGUGCUAAUUUGGCUUUUGUCAGAUUCCUGUCGCUUUAAGGUGUUUGUGGGGACCAGAGUGGCAGAAGUACAGGACUUGACUGAAUCUGACACCUGGCGUUACGUACAGUCAUCCGACAACCCAGCAGAUGCAAUUACAAGAGGAAAGUCUCCCUCUGAUCUCAACAAAGACAGCAGAUGGAACCAAGGCCCAGCAUUCCUCAGACAAAGACCAGACAGCUGGCCAGAAAUGCCACCACUAGCUCACAUAAGUGAAGACGGUGAGCUGAAAAGGUCAACUUUCUGUGGACUGUUAACCUCUGAUCUGUCACUGCCAGAUCCUCAUAAAUUUUGCACAUUCACAGACUACUUAAAAGCUCUUAUACAGCCAUCAUCAGAAAGCUCUCCCUUCAUUGUAACUGCAGAAAACUACAUAGAAGCUGAGCUCACAGCCCUUCGACAGAUCCAGGCAGAAUCAUUCCCAGAUGAGAUAUUGCACUUGAAAUCUGGUAAACCUCUACCAAGCAAUAGUCGACUGCUUUGCCUAGCCCCAGAACUAGAUAUCAGAACCAAUCUCAUUCGUGUUGGCGGUCGCCUACGACAAAUCAGUCAACUAGACGAGGAUACCAUUCACCCCAUUGUCCUUGAUCCACAUCACCCACUCACCAAACUAAUUAUCAAAGACUAUGAUGACUGUUUGCAUCACCCUGGACCAGAGAGGGUGUUUGCGGAGCUCAGGAGAAAAUACUGGGUGUUAAGAGGACGAGCAGCAGUUAAACACCACCAACGCCAAUGCGCUGAAUGCCAAAAAUGGCGGGCUAAACCGCAUCCCCCCAGGAUGGCAGAUCUCCCACCUGCCAGGUUAAGAAUUCACCAGCCAGUUUUCUAUUCAACAGGUAUAGAUUGCUUUGGUCCCUAUCUCAUAAAGUUUGGACGCCGAAAUGAGAAGCGUUGGGGGAUCAUCUUCAAGUGUAUGACCACCCGUGCAGUGCAUAUUGAUCUCCUCACAAGUAUGGACAGUGACUCAUUCCUGAUGGCCCUUCGUCGCUUCAUUGCUCGACGAGGGAAACCCUUCGAAAUCCUGUCAGAUCAGGGAACGAAUUUCAAAGGUGGUGAAAGGGAACUUCGGGAUGCCUACACUGCUCUUCAACCUGAGCUCCAAGCUCAACUGGCAAGCCAGCAAAUUAGGUUUACAUUCAAUCAACCUAAUGCCCCACAUUUUGGUGGAUGCUGGGAACGGGAAAUUCGAUCCUUGAAAACAGCCCUACAAGUGACACUCGGAGCACAGACAGUCACUGAAGAAGUAUUGCGGACUGUUCUCAUUGAAAUUGAGGGGAUCCUCAAUGCCAAACCUCUUGGUUACAUAUCUUCAGACAUUGCUGACCCUGACCCAGUUACACCCAACAUUCUGCUGAUGGGGCGGCGGGACGCCUCACUUCCCCAAGUGACAUACCAGGAUUCUGAGCUUCUGAGUCGACGGAGAUGGAGGCAUAGUCAACUGUUAGCUGAUCACUUUUGGAGGCAAUUCAUCCAUAACUACCUACCCAGCCUUCAAACCAGACAGAAAUGGAUGUCAGAAACAGACAACCUACAGAUAGGUGAAACUGUUAUGAUUGUGGAUCCACAGCUACCUCGUGCACUUUGGCCUGUUGGAAGGAUUGUUCAAGUUUUCCCUGGGAAGGAUAACAGAGUCAGAUCAGCUGAGAUCAAAGUGAAAGACCGAACUUACCUAAGGCCAGUGACCAAGAUCAUCUGUCUACCUCCUUUGGCUGAAUGACAUUGCAAUACUUAGUAAGGCCCUUGUUGUUCAAAUUCACCUUGUGAAUUUGGGGGCGGCUGUAAAAAAGGCCACCCCUUGAAAGUGAACUCUUCCGAACCCUCCCGCCUGUGUUCGUGAUUUGGACUGUUCCUAAUCUUUCCGCGGAGUGAGAACCAAGACAUUAUAGGGGCUGGAUGUGUUGAUAUGUUUAUAGUUAAUAUUUCAUAGUUAAAUUAGUUAGAAGUGGCCCGUUUAAGGAUUGUGUGGAUAUAUGUGUGCGUGCAACUAAUCAACCACACACAUCUUUGCACAAUAAAUCACCCUGAAGUACAUUCCUGGUGUGAGACCUAAUGUUCUGACCGGACACCCUGUAGCCGUUCUAUAAAUCCGAACCAAGAGUAGUCAGCAGUUUUUUC